Xiphophorus couchianus (Monterrey platyfish) is the source of this 1061-nucleotide messenger RNA. RefSeq lists its product as uncharacterized. The coding region runs from base 6 to 698 and encodes 230 amino acids. The transcript has 2 exons. Lineage: Eukaryota; Metazoa; Chordata; Actinopteri; Cyprinodontiformes; Poeciliidae. The record is from RefSeq and is a predicted model, not a curated record.
CAAAUAUGCAUACAGCACCACAGCCCUGCCCCCCCCUUGGCAGGUCGGACCACAUCUUGGUAAGGAUGACUCCCAAGUAUGUUCCUGUAGUGAGUAGGCAGCCUGUUCGCAUCAGGAUGGUGAGGAGGUGGACACAGGAGGCAGCUGAGGCACUGCAGGACUGCUUUGGGUCGACAGACUGGGAUGUGCUCUGUGUGCCUCAUGGGGAGGACAUCGACAACAUGUCUGACUGCAUCACGGACUACAUCAGAUUCUGUGAGGACACUGUCAUGCCAGCCCGGACCGUGCGCUGCUUCUCCAACAACAAACCCUGGAUUACCAGUGACCUGAAGGCACUUCUAAACAAAAAGAAGAUGGCUUUCAGGUCUGGAGAUAAGGAGGAGCAGAGGAGAGUUCAGCGUGAACUCAGAGAGACACUGAGGACAUGCAAGGACAACUACAGGAGGAAGCUUGAGUCCAAACUCGAGCAGAACAGUGUGAGAGAUGUGUGGAAAGGAAUGAAGAACAUCGCUGGAAUGAAGGGGAAGGACACACAGAUAUCUGGGGGCCGGGAUAGAGUAAACCAGUUCAACCAGUUUUUCAACAGGUUCAGCUCACCUCCUGCUACUCCCAUACCACCACCAUCCCCCCACACAUCCACACUGCCCCAAGUCGUUCAAUCCACCUACCGACAUUCUCCAGCACACCACCUCUCCUAAGGCCCCCCUCCAUCUCCACUGCAGACAACACCUACCCCCAGCUAACAGUGACAGUUGGAGCGAUUACACCAGGGGAAGGCUGCAGGACCUGAUGGCAUUACAACACGGAUCUUGAAAACCUGCUCCAUCCAGCUGGCCCCUGUACUGGCACACAUGUACAACCUGAGCUUGAGGCUGGAGAGAGUCCCGCUGCGGUGGAAGACAUCACAUGUGGUUCCUGUUCCCAAGUAGCCAAGGCCAUCCGACCCAGAGGACUACAGACCAGUUGCUCUCACAUCUCAUGUGAUGAAGGUCAUGGAGAGACUGGUCCUGGCCCAGCUGAGGCCUCAGGUGAGGACGUUUCUAGACCCCCUGCAAUUUGGC